Drosophila serrata is the source of this 3229-nucleotide messenger RNA. RefSeq names its product nardilysin. The record is from RefSeq and is a predicted model, not a curated record. Gene Ontology annotation, molecular function: metalloendopeptidase activity; metal ion binding. Lineage: Eukaryota; Metazoa; Arthropoda; Insecta; Diptera; Drosophilidae. Gene Ontology annotation, biological process: proteolysis.
UUGCUUUCAAUGUUAUAUCAAAAUUGAGACGAAUAUUUGGGUAUUUAAUAGUCAUUUUUUAUGAAAAAUGUCCCAGGAUAUUGAGUCAUCCCUUGUGGCAGUGAGAAAUAAUGUGCCUGAAGCCGUUAACCAGACUAGGAUUACUCACCAAACAACUGCAAAGAUGGUUAUUUCGUCAGAAAGUUGCCAUGAGUACAGUGGAGCAAUAUUAUGAUCCACCCGAUAAAUCGGAGGGCGAUAAGAAACAGUAUCGUGCAUUGAGUCUAACAAAUGGACUUCGGGCUAUGCUAAUAUCGGAUCCCAAGUCGGUAGAGGUCCGGCCGGAAGCCAGUGAUGCCAGCAUGGGGUCCUCACUGGAGCCGUUUCAGGGUAAACUAGCUGCCUGCGCAGUGCUUGUGACGGUGGGAUCCUUUAGUGAAUCGCGGCAGUUUCAGGGAUUGGCCCACUUCCUGGAGCACAUGAUCUUCAUGGGCUCUGAAAAGUUUCCAGCUGAGAACGCAUUUGACGCAUUUGUAACCAAGAGCGGGGGCUUCAGUAAUGCGCAUACUGAGAAUGAGCACACGUGCUUCUACUUUGAAGUGGAGGAGGACCAUCUCAAUAAGGCCAUGGACCUCUUUAUGAAUUUAAUAAAGGCCCCACUGAUGCUUCCCAAUGCAAUGGAGCGUGAAAGGUCGGCCCUGCAGUCGGAGUUCGAGCAGACCCACAUGCGGGACGAGGUCCGCAGGGACCAGGUCUUUGCAAGCUUGGCCAAUGAGGAGUAUCCACAUGGCACCUAGUGGGGUAAUUUGAAAUCUCUUCAGGAGAAAGUCGACGAUGCCACGUUGCACAAGGAACUGCAUUCGUUCUUUCGAAAGCAUUACGGGUCUAACCGCAUGAUAGUGUCGAUUCAAUCGGUGCAGCCUUUGGACGAACUAGAAAUGCUCCUACGGCAUUGCGGAGAUAUACAGAGAAGCGAAGAGAAUGCUCCCGACAUGUCCAUGUACGGCUACCAAGCCGCCUUUCAGGAGCAGUUCUUCAAAGACGUACUCCUCGUGCAGCCCGUUGAAGAUGUCUGCAAGCUGGAACUGACCUGGGUGCUGCCGCCAAUGAAGAAGUUUUACCGCAGCAAGCCGGACUCCUUCCUUGCCCAGCUCAUUGGCUACGAGGGAGUGGGCAGCCUGUGCUCCUAUCUCCGGCGACGCCUGUGGUGCAUGAGCGUCCGAGCAGGCGUGGGCGGAGGUAGCUUCGAGACCAACUCGAUCUACUCCUUGUUCAGCAUAUCCAUAUAUCUCACAGACGAUGGGUUCGAGCACUUGGACGAGGUGCUGGGCGCCACAUUUGCAUGGGUAACUUGCUGAAUAAUAGCCAGACUCCCGGCCCACUACGAAGAACUUCAGCAAAUUUCCAAAAAUAGUUUUCGAUUUCAAGUCGAAGUCCCCUCCAUGGACAAUGUUCAAAAUAUUGUCGAAGACUUCAGUUACCUGCCACCGAAAGAUGUCCUCACUGGAUCAGAUCUAUACUUUCAGUACAAUGAAGGACUUGAAGCUUUUCAAAGACACAUGAGCGCAUUUAAUUUUAACAUAAUGAUUUCAUCACACAUCCCGUAUGAGAACCACGAGUACGAUCAGGAAGAACCUUGGUUCGGAACCCAGUUCAAGACGAUUCCGAUGCCAUCGAAAUGGCGAACUAUGUGGGAAAAGCCGCCGGUGGUGAAUGAACUGGCUUUUCCCAAACCCAAUCCCUUUGUAACCACCGACUUUACGCUGCACUGGAAGGAAGCCGGACAGCCGUAUAUUUCGCGAAGUCCCAAGGCUUUGGUGAAGAAUGAUUUAUGUGAGCUGUGGUUCCGGCAGGACAACAUCUUCCAGCUGCCCGAGGGGUAUAUUAAUCUGUACUUUAUCACGCCACUUGUGCGGCAAAAUGUGGAAAAUUAUAUUCUCGGAGUGCUCUUCACCUAUUUGGUGGAAUUUGCAAUAGCUGAAGAAUUAUAUCCAGCCUUGGAAGCCGGUCUAACGUAUGGCCUCUACAGCGGCGACAAAGGUCUGGUUCUGCGUGUCAGUGGCUUCAAUCAAAAGCUGCCUUUGGUGGAAAUAAUACUGAAAGUGAUGCAAAAUAUCAAUUUGGAUCCGGCCCAAGUGGAAUCCUUUAAGGAUAAAAGGCGUCAAAUAUUCAAUGCUCUUCUCAAUGGACACGCGUUGAACCUCGACUUGCGUCUUAGCUUGCUAGAAAAGCACUUUAGCAUGAUACAGAAAUACGAGGCUAUUGAUGCAAUUACCAUAGACAAUUUGAAACAGUUUAGAAAUUUCGCCCAGAAAAUGUAUGUGCAGGGUCUCAUUCAGGGGAACUUCACAAGUGACCAGGCCCAGGAAUUAAUGGAUAAAGUUAUUUCGAUGUAUAAAAGCGAAAAGAUCGAGGAUUUGUCUUCUCUGGACAAUAGCUUAUUGCUGCCUCUGGGGACUCAUUUUCUGCGUGCCCGAGCCCUCAACGAGAACGACACGAAUACGAUCGUUACCAACUACUACCAAGUGGGUCCCUGUGAUACCCAGUUGGAGUGUCUGAUGGAUCUGGUUGAGCUGAUUACCGAGGAGCCGCUCUUUAACCAGCUAAGGACUCAGGACAUUGGGUUACAGCUGGGAAUCUAUCAGCGCAUAGGCUACGGGAUCAUGGCCUUCGUGAUCACCAUUAAUACGCAGGAGACCAAGCACACGGCUGAAUUCGUGGAGAAGCGCAUCGAGACAUUCCGGAGUGGAAUGUCCAAGUUGGUUUCCAAUAUGAGUGAUGCCGAAUUUGUGGCACUUCAAUCUCUCGUGAGUAGUAAACGGCUGGGAGACACCAGCUUGGACGAGGAGGUUAUGCGAAAUUGGAGUGAAAUCGUAACCAGGGAAUAUUUCUUUAAUCGGGUGGAAAUGCAAAUACAGAUGAAACAUUUGUCAAAGAAGCAUGUCCUAGACUUCCUCCACGACUACGAAAAUAAUAACUUCCGAAAACUUUCAGUGCAGGUUGUGGGAAAGAGUAACCGAUCCGGUGACAGCCAGGCGGGAUCCUUGGCGGGCAUAUUGGAUGUGGUUCAUCACAGUAUUUCUGGGGCAAUAUCUGGAAAAAUAAAUAUCAAGUUCUUGGGUACCGAAGAUCCUGCAAAUAUUAAAGACAUUUCGGCCUUUAAACAAAAUCUUUAUGUUUAUCCAUUGGUAUUUACUAACCCAACGUUAUCAGCAAAAUCUUAGGCAAUAAAAGUGAAAUAGCCUCUUUA